AUGAUCUAACGGUCAGAAUCAAUCUCUCCCGAGCCAGGUGCGGGCAAGGCGAUUAUAUAUACGAACUUGACAUCGCAGCUCCUCCCCAUUGCUGGAGAUAGUGAAUCGGAAGCAGUCGUUUAGGUUUAAAUCGUUGAAGGUUUUCGGCUGUUGGUGGUGAGAUGGAGGCUACCGGAAAAGUGAAGAAGGGUGCCGGCGGGAGGAAAGGCGGCGGCCCCAAGAAGAAGCCGGUUUCUCGGUCCGUCAAGGCCGGUCUGCAGUUUCCGGUUGGGCGCAUUGGGCGAUACCUGAAGAAGGGUCGGUACUCGCAGCGUGUUGGGACUGGUGCUCCGGUCUACUUGGCCGCCGUUCUCGAGUACUUGGCUGCCGAAGUACUGGAGUUGGCUGGAAAUGCAGCUAGAGACAACAAGAAGAACCGCAUCAUUCCUAGGCACGUGCUUUUGGCAGUGAGGAACGACGAAGAGUUGGGUAAGCUUCUAGCCGGAGUGACCAUUGCUCAUGGAGGUGUUCUUCCCAACAUCAACCCUGUCCUCUUGCCCAAGAAAACUGACAAGGGUCCAUCUAAGGAACCGAAGUCUCCCUCCAAGGCUGCCAAGUCUCCAAAGAAGGCUGCUUGAUUACCCCUCGCUGUUAUAGCUUAACCGUUUGUUUCUUAUUUUUCUUUUUCUUCUUUGAUAUUUGUAUGUAUUUUUGGGGUUAGUAGCAAAUCUGGUUUUGUCUAGGCUGUUGAGGGAAAAUUCAGAAAGUUUGAACACUGUAAACCCUUGAAAUCUCUUUGAAUUAAUGGAUGAAAUCACUUGUUUUA
Molecule: messenger RNA, 805 nt
Organism: Malania oleifera
Lineage: Eukaryota; Viridiplantae; Streptophyta; Magnoliopsida; Santalales; Ximeniaceae
Product: histone H2A
Exons: 2
Coding region: 162-617 (151 amino acids)
Cellular component (GO): nucleosome
Molecular function (GO): DNA binding; structural constituent of chromatin; protein heterodimerization activity
Source: RefSeq, a predicted model, not a curated record